Messenger RNA from Adineta ricciae, 1227 nucleotides. NCBI's taxonomy places the organism in Eukaryota, Metazoa, Rotifera, Eurotatoria, Adinetida, Adinetidae. The record is from the annotation of a GenBank genome assembly.
AUGAAAUUAAUACUAAUUAUUGCUUGUGCGAUAAUUCUGAAACAUUCGAAUGGUCUUACUAAUCCGAAUUCCCGUUAUAAUUGGCGUUGGAUAGCGUAUCCACGCUCACUCACUGCUGCCAAUGAUCAACAAUCAACCGAUGAAGAAAAGACUCGAGUUCGCCGAAAUCCGAACUGGGGAUACCAACCAAACUGGCGUUGGAUAGCGUAUCCACGCGCACUAACUGCUGCCAAUGAUCAACAAUCAACCGAUGAAGAAAAGACUCGAGUUCGCCGAAACCCGAACUGGGGGUAUCAACCAAACUGGCGUUGGAUAGCGUAUCCACGCGCACUCACUGCUGCCAAUGAUCAACAAUCAACCGAUGAAGAAAAGACUCGAGUUCGCCGAAAUCCGAACUGGGGGUAUCAACCAAACUGGCGUUGGAUAGUGUAUCCACGCGCACUUACUGCUGCCAAUGAUCAACAAUCAACCGAUGAAGGUGCUGUAGUACGCCGAAGUCACAUAAAUAAACCAGAUAAAGCUGAAGCACACGGCCAACAUCAUCACCAUCAUUCAAGCCCAAAACCAUACGAAUCUGAACGGGAAAAUCCAAAUAAACCAUUCAAUCGCUCUUUGUACCAAGGCUGGUAUCAGCUGCCAUCGUCAUUAGCUGUGAAUAACACACUUUUAAUGGGCGGAUCCUGGGGUAAUGUAGAACAAACAAAUAUCAAUGAUGAAAGCAUAAAUACUUGCGAUAUUUCAAAUAUCUCCAUUUGUAACAUUGACAACAAUGUUGAAGGUGAAGUACGUCAAUGUUUUCACCAAAUAGAUGAAAUCACAUCAUAUGCGUCAGAAUUAUUUAAUGUUUCAAAUGACAACAUCGCAAUAUACAGAGAAGACGAAAAAUUGGCUGAACUUCCAUUUCCCGAACCCUUUAACGUUACAAUUUCCGAAGUGGUUCAAAUUGUCGGCUGCGACGGCAAUCCACUUGUGUGUCAUACAAUGAAAGCAAACGCCACUGAUUGUAAUACGCUCUAUCUAUGCCACGCAGUUCACGGUACAGUUGUUAAACAAGUUACUGUCAAUUAUAACGAAGAACUCAAUAAUGUCACAAUGUAUGCUAUGUGUCAUCUGAAAACAAACAAUUUCGGUAAAGAACAUGUCGCAUUUCGUAUGUUACAUAAACGGCCUGGUGAUGGUAUUUGUCAUUUUAUUAGUCCUGAUAGUUUUCUCGUUUGUAAAAACUAA